GAACUGGGGCCUUCUGGGUUUGUACGUCAAACUGCCCCUUUCCUCCUGGCCAGAGUAGACUCCUGACCCUAAGAGCCCGGGCGCUGUAAUUCGGUGUUUCUUUUUAAAGGGAGCGCGUUUCAAGCGAAGGCUCCAAGGUUCAGAAGUGAUCGCCAGCUACGGCAGCGGCAAUUACCUGAAACACCGCACUUGUGUCCCUGCGAAGAGAAAGAUUUUUAUGACAGCCGCUUCAGAGCAGAAGCUGAGCUGGUGAGGACGCGAACUGCUGCUUGGGAAGCAAGUGUUCCUCGUUUUCAGACGUGGGAGAAAUACGUCAGAAUGAGUUACACGGAAAAGCCAGAUGAAAUCACGAAAGACGAGUGGAUGGAGAAACUCAAUAACUUGCACGUCCAGCGAGCAGACAUGAACCGCCUCAUCAUGAACUACUUGGUCACAGUGUCUUGCCAGCAGCUUCCUGAGCACCGUGGAUGGUUUCCAUUUCCAGAGGGCUUUAAGGAAGCGGCAGAGAAGUUUCGAAUGGAAUCUGGGAUUGAGCCCAGCGUGGAUCUAGAAACACUUGAUGAGCGGAUCAAAAUCCGUGAGAUGAUCCUGAAGGGCCAGAUCCAGGAGGCCAUCGCACUGAUCAACAGCCUCCACCCGGAGCUGCUGGACACAAACCGUUUCCUUUACUUCCACCUGCAGCAACAGCACCUCAUCGAGCUGAUCCGCCAGCGCGAGACCGAGGCGGCGCUGGAGUUCGCGCAGACGCAGCUGGCCGAGCAGGGCGAGGAGAGCCGCGAGUGCCUGACGGAGAUGGAGCGCACGCUGGCGCUGCUGGCCUUCGACAACCCCGAGGAGUCGCCGUUCGGGGACCUGCUUCACAUGAUGCAGAGGCAGAAGGUGUGGAGCGAAGUUAACCAAGCCGUCCUAGAUUAUGAAAAUCGUGAGUCGACGCCCAAGCUGGCAAAAUUACUGAAACUACUCCUUUGGGCUCAGAAUGAGCUGGACCAGAAGAAAGUAAAAUACCCCAAAAUGACAGACCUCAGCAAAGGCGUGAUUGAGGAGCCCAAGUAGAGGCUGUGCCGGCGGCCCCGCGGGUCCCCGGCCCGGACUCGGAGGAGCCGCCCGGGACUGAGAGCUGGUUACGGCAGUAGAGAACUCUUGCUUCCCCCGUUUCCUGGUUUGUUUUGUUCUUUUUGACCUGGCAUCUUUUUUAAAGGGGAACACGGCCCGUCUAAGCGCUGGAGAACUUGCAGUGAAAGACACGGUGUCUCUGGAAGCAUGACGCAGACCCCGGCGGGCGCGCUGGCAGAGGGGCGGCCGCAUCGGCUGCCGGGCGCUGCGCCCGUCGGGAGCGCGGUCGCACUGAGGCCUCCCUCGCAAGCCUCUGACGAGCCCUGGGCGUCGUCCUGCUCUCUGUUAGCCCGCAAGCGGACGGUGCGCGUUCUCGGGUCUGCUGAGGCGUGCCAGGCCUUGGUGGAGUUUUCUCUUACCCCUUGGUUUUUUGUUUUUGUUUUUUCAUAGGAAAGACUAUAUAAAUUUGUAAAUCCUAAUUCAAAGACUUCUUUUGUGUGAGGAUAUCGAGUUUGGUUUGUCUUCCCUCUGGUCUGGGUGGUACGGCUCCUGGGGAGACGUGCGUGUGCAUGUACGUGCGUGUGCGCGUGUGUGCGUGCGAGGGAUGGGGCUGUGUGUUUUUUAAUUUUUUAAAUCUAUAUUUUGGUGCUGGCUGUGGUGGGAGACUCUUUCUUAGUGGAUCAACAGACCUUAUCUUCUAGCCAGUUUUGUUGAAAAUAAAGGUUUCUCUUUGAUCUCAAGAAUGAC
Molecule: messenger RNA, 1800 nt
Organism: Suricata suricatta (meerkat)
Lineage: Eukaryota; Metazoa; Chordata; Mammalia; Carnivora; Herpestidae
Gene: GID8
Product: GID complex subunit 8 homolog
Exons: 5
Coding region: 319-1053 (244 amino acids)
Biological process (GO): proteasome-mediated ubiquitin-dependent protein catabolic process; positive regulation of canonical Wnt signaling pathway
Cellular component (GO): cytoplasm; nucleus
Molecular function (GO): protein binding
Source: RefSeq, a predicted model, not a curated record